GGGAGGCGGGGGCUACUGUUAGCGGCGUGCGCAGUGUGCGUGGUGUCGUCUGAACUUCAAAAACAGUGCCGACCGUCCAGUGCCCUUCGUGUGGAAAGCAACAUUUUUUUUAACAUUGGUACCAGGACACUGCACGGAGAGCGAAACAGAUCUCUGUGGAAACGCGGGUCUCACCUUGAAUGACCUACCUAAGACUCGUGAACGGUGCAUGUACGGCGCUUGCAUACAGAACAUCCAGAACAGCAGCUGAUUUACGACAAAGGCGUUUGGUCAAAGACCAUUUGCUGAUUUGGGACUAGACGUGAAAAGGAGACGGUAAAGCAAGAGCACUUGCAACUUCUCGGCUGCGUUAAGUAACGGAGAGACGGACAUACCGACAACAGCUGACCUAGGCCAAAACGUCGUUCGUCUAACUGCUUCACGGUGGCUGUAUCAAAAGGCUUACGUCGGAGAAUAAACCCAGCACGACGGUCUGUGGUGCUUGUAUAAUCGCGACACUGCCUCUUCUACCAAUCUGCAAGCCUUGUGUGGACGGUGAAACGUGUCGCUUUGUGCCGGGGGGUUCGAGGGGACUUGGCUCUCACAUGAUGUACACAAUAACUAGAGGUCCCAGCAAACUUGUUACUCAACGGAGAACGGGCCCCACGCAACAGAUUGAGAAUAAAGCCAACGAUCUGAAGCACAACCAGAUCCACUGGUUGGACUCGGCCUCUCGGAGGCCAAAACUUGUAUUUCAGCGCAUGAACGGCAAGCGCUACCACAGAUCGACCUCACCGAAAGACGACAGCACAGAAGAGAGCUUCACCCCCGCACACGAGGAGAAUGUCAAAUUCGUGUAUGAGGCUUGGCAGGAGGUAGAGCAGAUGCUUGGGGAGGGAGCCCAGCCGGAGAAUGGGAAAGGCCCAGUGCAGUACGCCGAGAGGAGUCCCAACCCCAGCAUGAAAAACUUUGUGCCUAUUGAUCUGGAGGAGUGGUGGGCUCAGCGUUUCCUGGCCAACAUCGCUAACCUGUCUUGACGGGUGUGGGGGGGGUUGGGGUGAGGGGGGGGGGGGGUUAACUCGCCGGGUGAGCCGAGAGGAUGUGUUCACUCUAGGCCGGACUGCACCACACACAGACAGAAGCGUCAACCUGAUGUUUGAUAUCCACCAUUUCCAGACCCCUCUGCCUGACUGGCCAGUCUCUCUCACGCGUGUACUUGGAUGGUCUCACACGUGAACGCACACAGACAGGGCGAGGGAGAGAGGGAGAUGAGGAGCUGAGAUUUUUUUCUGCUUUUGGUUGUUUGUAUCUGAAGUGUGCUGAAAUGUAAUGUCUGUUUUUCUUGGCUGGCCUUUGCAUAAGAAAAGUGAAAAAUAGAUAAAAACAGUAAAUCAUU
Molecule: messenger RNA, 1375 nt
Organism: Electrophorus electricus (electric eel)
Lineage: Eukaryota; Metazoa; Chordata; Actinopteri; Gymnotiformes; Gymnotidae
Gene: mcrip2
Product: MAPK regulated corepressor interacting protein 2
Source: RefSeq, a predicted model, not a curated record